Caenorhabditis angaria is the source of this 2223-nucleotide messenger RNA. The record is from the annotation of a GenBank genome assembly. NCBI's taxonomy places the organism in Eukaryota, Metazoa, Nematoda, Chromadorea, Rhabditida, Rhabditidae.
AUGGAUUCUUUAAAAAGUGAGUUGAAUUUUCGUCAAAAUUUCAAAAGUUAAUUUAAAAUAUUCAGGAAAAGAUGCGAUAAUGGAAGGUGAUAUAGAAGAAGUUAUUCAAAGAAUGGGAAGCGAAAAUAUGGAAGAAAUUGUAGAAGAAUUGGUGGAUUCAUAUCAAGGAACAAGUCAAAUAUGCAAUAUAAUGUGUGGAAUGUUAGAUAAACUUGGUGAUCCCUCACCAAGUAAGCGAAAUAGUACGGAUUCUACACAACCCGAAUCGUCGAAUUUCAGUGGAAGAAAAGAAUCGAUGCAGGUUGUGGAGGAAGCGUAUAAUCAACUUAUAUUCAAAAAAUUUCAACCCGAACUCGCUGAUCAUUUGUUGAAUAACGGAAAAGAGGAUCUUGAAUGGUUGUCGAAAAUGAUUUUGAAUAAGAAAUGGAGACUAACAUUAUAUAAAUUGAUGGAAAACCAUGAACAAUGCGAAUUUUUGAAGCAUGUUGUGAAAUUGAUAUCCGAUGCAGGAUAUCGAAAUGAAAUGAGUAAUGUAAAUUGUGCCGCUCAGCAACUGAAUAUGUUCUCAAAAGUUUUUGUAUCUGCGUUAGAUGAUGUUUUGACGAAUUACAAAAAAGCUGGAUAUACAGAAGCGAUAGAGAAACUUCGAAGAAUUGCAUUGCAAGGAAUGCACACUUAUUUAUAUUCGAUAACUCUUUUACGAUCAACAGCCAACGCAAAAGGUGGAUGGAUUCGAGCAGCUUGUGAAUUUAUUCAAGACGAGUUGAAAAGCGCCGCAAUUAUUCCAAGAGAUUCUGCAAAUGUUUUGCAACUACGAAUGUCUUCGAAACCAUUUUCUAAUAAAUAUUCGCGAUCUAUUUUGAGUGAGUUUUUGUUUUAUAAUUCCACAUAUCCUGAAAUCUAAUUUUCACGAUUCAUUUUUUUUGUCAUAAUCGUAAUAACCUCAUGAUCCCCAAUUAAUUUUUUCAUUUGUCAAUUAAAAAAAAACUCAAAAUUGACAUUUUCAACAGAUUUCCCGAGGUGUAGAAUAUGACAAUAUCAAAAAAGAAAAUGUUUUUUCAGGUCUUGCAAACACGAAUACAAAUCAGAUCUCUACAACGAUCUCGCUAAUUCAUGAACAAUUCAUGGCAUCACCGCCACCACCAAUCAAUGUUUUAAGAGAUCCUGUAAUCUUGAAUUAUUUGGUCGAUAUUUUAUUCGAUGCAAAAGGUGUGAAACUUCAGACAGAGAGCGAUGAACUUCGGAUAAAAUGUGUUUAUUUGUUGGCUUAUGCUGCUGCCACGAUUGUUGAUGAGAACACUAAUGUGCAUGAUGUAAGUGUUUUUAUUGAUAAACCAUUUUUCGGAAAACAUUUGUCAGAGUUUUUACUGUAAAAAUUUGAUAAUAAUUUCUUUUUAAUUUUAUUUAAUACGAAAGUCCUUUCACGAAAAAUGGUUUCAGUGAAUUAUUUUAACUGUAAUUUCAAUGGUAUAUUCAAAUUCGAUGAAUUUUCUCUCUGAUGUGAAAUUCAACAUUUUAGGACUUCAUUAAAUUUUCCAAUUUUCGGCCAAAUGUGAAAAUCUAUUUUCCAUUCCUGCCCGAGUAUAGAAAAUAUCAAUAAAAAAUUUUUUACAGACCAGCUCAUUGGAGAAUUGUCAGGCUGAAAUCGAAAACGUACUUGGAUAUCUCGAUUGUGAAGAUUGUUUGAUUGUAUUAUUUCAACAUUUCCUUGAAUCAUGUGAAACUGCAGUAAUUGCUUGUGGAAUGCUUCAUUACUGUAAAACUCUUCUCACAAGUGAUACUUUAUGUUCAACAGAAACUAUCAAUUCAGCAUAUGUGAUAUUGGAUAAUAUUGCAACUCAUCAUCAACAUUUACGCGCUGAUGUUUUCGAUGCAUUCUGCGAGAUUUUUGAGAAAAUUGGCAAUGAGAAUAUGAAAACUGCGGCCGAAUUGAUAAUUGAAAGACAACGACUUGUUGUUGAUCGAUUUGUUCAUUUGUUAUCUGUUGGCGAAGUUAUACCGAUUUUGGACUGGAUGAAAUGGAUGGUUUCGGAAGAUUCUAUUGAUGUUUCGCUGGUUCGAUAUUUUCUUCUCGAAGUUUUGGACUUGAUCGGACCUCCAUACACCGCCGAAUUUGCUAAUUCUUUUCUAUGUUUGCUACAAAAUCAAGAUAUUUUUGAUCACGAACAAUUGGCCAAACAUUCAAUUGCUUCAGAAUUCAUCAAACAUUGUGCCAAUAUGUAA